CCCGCUAUCAUCGCCCCCAACCCCCCACCCCUAGGGCACGCAUCGGCGCCGCCGCCGCCCGCCGCGCGAUCCCGCGGCCCGCCCGCGAUCCUCUUCCCCACCCGAUCGCCCCGAGCUAAACAAGGGAUUUCACAAUUGCUGGGACCUAUCUGUAUAGCUUCCUUCAAGCAUGGAAGAUCUACCGAAUGGCUCUGUGGAUAUUGCUGAGAAGAGCCAGGAAAACGAGAGGUCCGCAGAUGCUGGUGAACCUGAAGAGGUAGCAGACAUAUUUGUUUACAGAGAAGAUGUUGUCAGCUUGAAGUCAAAACAGGAUGCCCGAGGGUUGGUGCUGGAAGUAGCGGGUGAAUAUGAUUCAGAAAGUAGUAUCACUGAUGAUGAUACUGACACUGAGGAGAAUGAACAUAAAAGUGCUCGUAGGACUGAAAAUGGUGGUGCUGAUGGCGAUAAUGCCAGUAAUGGAGUUGAUGUUGACAGUCAGAGUUCUCUACCAGAUAACAAGGUUAGGGUGUUAUGGAUUGAUGGUACGGAGAAGACAGAAGAUAUUGACAGUGUGAUUAUUGUUGACAGAAGUUUUCUUCACGGAGAUAUAGUUGCUUCUAUCUCUGAUCCAACUGGUCAAAUGGGGCUUGUUGCUGAUGUCAGUCUUGUGGUUGAUCUGCAAGGUGCUCAUGGAGAAAUGAUUAAGGGUGUAUCAUCCAAGGACUUGAAACGCAUCAGGGAAUUCAAUGUGGGUGAUUAUGUUGUCUCUGGGCCAUGGCUUGGUCGAGUUGAUGAAGUGUUCGACAAUGUUAAUGUGUUGUUUGAUGAUGGUUCUGUCUGCAAGGUCUCAAGGGCAGAUCCUAUGCGCCUAAGGCUUGCAUCAGGGCCAAUGCAUCCAGAUACAGCCUGUCCCUUUUAUCCAGGGCAGCGUGUGAAAGCAGUAUCUUCAUCUGUGUACAAAGCAUCCAGAUGGCUUAAUGGAUUGUGGAAAGCAAAUCGUCUUGAAGGUACUGUCACGAAGGUGGAAACUGCUGCUGUUAUAGUUUAUUGGAUUGCAUCUGCACACUGUGGCACAAAUCAAGAAUCUGUUCCUCCUGAGGAGCAGAACCCAAAGGAUCUGAUUCUUCUGUCUUGUUUUUCGUAUGCAAACUGGCAAUUGACUGAGUGGUGUCUUCCUCAGCCAUACACAUCAUCAUGUACUGAUGAUGCUGUAACUGGAGGGUCAAAAAUGAAAGAGCUGAAUUCUGAGCACUCAUGUCUACCAUCUGAUAUUCCUGAAUCUGCCCUUAAUAUUCAGGCUGAAGAGGCUCAAAUGACUAAAACAGAUGCAAACCCCAGGCAGACAGAUGGUGAUUCUCCUGCUGAUCGAUCAAAUAUGUCAGGUGGGGAUAAUACGUGUGUAGCCAAAGAAUCGGAGUCAGGUACUAGCAUAUCAACCAUUCCGAAGGAGGGAGUGCAUGACAAUGGAACUUGUAGAAAAAAGUGUAGAAAAGUUUUUGUCAGAAAAGAUAAAAGAACAAAAAGAAGAGAUGAAAGCUUUGAAAGAGCCCUGCUCAUCACAAAUACAUAUACUAAGGUUGAUGUCAUAUGGCAAGAUGGGACUAAAGAAUAUGGAGUAAAUUCAACGUCACUGAUCCCGAUCCAGAGUCCAAAUGAGCAUGAGUUCUUUCCGGAGCAAUAUGCUGUGGACAAGGUAUCUGAUGAUGUUGAUGAGUCUUCUCAAACAAAGCGUGUUGGUCUUGUUAGAAGCGUAAAUGCGAAGGACCGAACUGCCACUGUAUCAUGGUUUAAGCCUUCAUUGCACCCAGAGGAGCCCAGGGAAAUUGAGUGUAAUGAAGUUGUUAGUGCAUAUGAACUGGAUGGCCACCCAGAUUAUGAUUAUUGCUAUGGAGAUGUUGUUGUUCGUUUGCCAUCCGUUUCACCUCCUUUAGAAUCAACCAAUGGUGGAAACACUAUGGAACUGGACAAGAAGGUGGAAUCUACAGGAGUAUCAUCUGCUUCAAAUGCCGCGCCACCUGCUGUUGGUGCAGAGGAACAGUUUCCACAGAAUGAAUCCAGUUCAGAAUUUCCUGGUCUUUCAUGGGUAGGAAAUAUAGUGGGCUUCCAAGACGGUGAGAUUGAAGUAUUUUGGGGGGAUGGGUCAGUGUCAAAGGUUGGACCUCAUGAGAUAUAUGUUGUUGGCCGAGAAGAUGAUGGUGCCUCACUAGAUGAUGGAGCUGCCUCUGAUGCUGCCAGCUGGGAGACUGUUGAUGAUAAUAAUGAAGAGGACUUGCCUGAUGAUUCUGCAAAGGAUGAUUCGCAAAAUAUAGCCGAGAACAUCGCUGGAACUGAAAAUGGGUCAUUUAAUUCCCAGGAUGAAAAUUCUGUCACAACUGGUCCUCUCUCUGUUGCUUUUGGCUUUGUGACCCGACUGGCGAGUGAGCUCUUUGCCCGAGGUAAAAAGCAUUUAGAUGGAUCAAACUCAGAUGCUAUGGAUGAAGUUGAAUCUCACCAGUCUAAUGAGAUUUCAGAAUCUGGUGAUGACAUUGAUAAAUCCGAAGAUGAGAACCGCAUGGAAACAUCGGAGUGCACCAUGGUGACAGCAGACGACUCUGCUGGGAAGGCUGUAGAUGUGGUAAUGGUUGACGAGCCUGCAGAUUCUGAUUGCUUGAAACACUUUGAUGUUCUGCAAUGCCCUCCAGACCAUCAUUACCUUGAAAACACAGCACAGCAGGGUAUCGGUGGAAGAAGGUGGGUCAAAAAAGUGCAGCAGGAAUGGAGCAUACUUGAGAAGAACCUACCAGAUUACAUUUAUGUCCGGGUAUUUGAAGAUCGUAUGGAUCUCAUGAGAGCUGUGAUUAUUGGAGCCAGUGGCACACCAUACCAAGAUGGCCUAUUCUUCUUUGACUUCCAUCUUCCACCUGAGUUUCCGCAAGUUCCUCCGUCAGCGUACUAUCAUUCUGGUGGUUUGCGUGUAAACCCUAAUCUUUACGUGGAUGGGAAGGUUUGUUUAAGCCUCUUAAAUACCUGGACUGGCAGAGGGAAUGAAGUAUGGGAUCCAACAUCAUCUAGUAUUCUCCAAGUACUAGUUUCGCUUCAGGGGCUGGUUCUCAAUGAAAAACCAUAUUUUAAUGAAGCUGGAUAUGAGAAGCAAGUCGGUACUGUUGAAGGGGAGAAGAAUGCACUGCCAUACAAUGAGAACACUUAUCUGCUGAGCUUGAAAUCCAUGUUGUAUAUCUUGAGGCGACCUCCUAUGCAUUUCGAAGAUUUUGUAAAAAGCCACUACUGCAAGCGUGGCCACUACAUUCUGAAAGCUUGUGAGGCCUAUUUGCAAGGAAAUGUUGUCGGCACACUCACUGAUGAUGCCUGUUCUACUGAGAGGAGCAAGGAGCACUCCUGCUCCAUGGGUUUCAAACUUGCCCUAGGUAAAAUUUUGCCACGGUUGAUCACAGCCUUGAAAGACACAGGAGCAGACUGCAGCCAGUACGAGCACCUCGGGAAAACAGAAACUGUUCAAGAAAGUUGAACACGGAGCUGAGUUGUAUUCAAAUCUUCUUUUGGCUUCAGAAACAUGAUAAAACUUCACCCCCCACUGUUUUCAUAUAAAUGUACAUUCAACAUUUGUUGUUUGGGUCUGAACAUUUGGAAAAUGUGGUUCCAAAUGAAUCCAUCUCGUCCAAACUGGGAGUGAGGUGCCCUGCACAGUUUAUGUUUUGUUAAAGCUUGCGGGGUUCUUAAGAGGCCAGGAUAGGGUUGCCAGCUCUGGGUCGAGCCUAGAAAUUCCAGGGAUAUAGGUGCGGAGUGCCAACUAAUAGAUGGUAUUUCCCUUCACCAGUCCGUACCUCUAAAGAUAUGUCUGGCCUGUGUGCCUGAGAAUACAUAUAUGUUAUCCAUGGCCUCGUUAGUGAUGAUUUGGCGUCAUUGCCUCACUUUUAGUGUUAGUCAAAGUUUUACUUUUAACUAGAUUGUGAAGAAUCCUCAAGAUGAAAAAAAAUUCUCGAGGAAGAAACCUUCUGGGUGAUUUUAUCUUGUAAUCUUGGUUGACAUUAUCUUGUCCAGUAAUGGGAGAACCAAACAACUGGUUCAAGGUGCAUAUCUUAUUUA
Messenger RNA from Brachypodium distachyon (stiff brome), 4062 nucleotides. RefSeq names its product probable ubiquitin-conjugating enzyme E2 23. The transcript has 8 exons. The record is from RefSeq and is a predicted model, not a curated record. The coding region runs from base 170 to 3484 and encodes 1104 amino acids. NCBI's taxonomy places the organism in Eukaryota, Viridiplantae, Streptophyta, Magnoliopsida, Poales, Poaceae.